Molecule: messenger RNA, 2995 nt
Organism: Ricinus communis (castor bean)
Lineage: Eukaryota; Viridiplantae; Streptophyta; Magnoliopsida; Malpighiales; Euphorbiaceae
Product: probable hexosyltransferase MUCI70
Exons: 9
Coding region: 780-2543 (587 amino acids)
Source: RefSeq, a predicted model, not a curated record
UAAAUAUUAGAUUUGAAAUUCCUUUUUUAAUGCAAAACACCCUCAAAUUCGGAGAAAAAAGGAAUUAUGAUUUUUUUUUUCUUUAACAUGUUACAGAAAAUCCCAGAUUUGACAAAAUAAAUUAGAGAGAAAGAUAGAAAGAAAGAAAAAAAAAAAUCCUUGAUUUCACCAAACCUUUGAUUUUUGCUCAAAACCCUAUCCGCCAAUCACAAACCCUAGAUUUAUUCUCUUCAAAAUUCAAUAGUAAUCCCUCCAUUGCAUUUUUUUUAAUAAUAAUAUAAUAAAUUAUUUAUUAUAUUUAUUAUCUAACUUUGAUCUGUGAGUUUAUAGAUUCACAUUUGUACUCUUAUACUAAAUUGACAGUUCUUUUUUAGAAAUCAUUUCUUUUAAUUUUCCUUUCUUUAUUGCGUAAUUGAGUGCAAUCUGGUUCUGCAGAGGAGCUUUGAUUUCAGGGAGUACUAAAGUUGCCCCAGCAGUUUUGGGGCCAAUUUGGUGAAGUGAGUCUGAACUAUUUUCUUAAUUAAAUAUUUUUUCAGAUCAAUUUAGAGUAUUUAUUAUUUGGAAGUUUUGUUCAAGAUAAACUGGUGCUUUCGCCAAUUUGGCGAACUGGGUUUCCGUCGAUUUUCCAUUUUAAUCCAUUCUGUUGCUUAUUAAUAAUACUGUAUUGUGUGACAGUAAUAGAGAAAGAUAAGUGAUUCUUUUUUCUUUAAUUAUUUUUUAUGAGAAGGAGAUGAGAUGAAAGGGGUAUUGUCUAGUGUUGUGAGGUUUAAGGAGAGAUAAUGACUGGAGGGUCAUUGGGUUUAGGGAUUCGUUCUAGUAGUUAUGGAUCAUUGGAGAAGCAAUUUCAACAGCAAAACGGUGUUGGUGUUGGUGGUGUUAUUUUGCCCAACCAAACGACAAGCCGUCCUAAACCUGCUAAAAUGCUUAAAGAGAAAGAGCGGCUUUUUCAUUGGAUCUGUAAGAUUGUUGGCCGUAAAAAGGUUGGAAUGUUGUUCCUUUGUAUCAUCUCCGCUGCCGUUUUCGUCUGGGUUCUGUAUGUAGGAAAAGGUGAGGAUUCACAGGAAGGUGACCAUGUCUCAAACAUUACGUUUAAUAGCUCUUAUCCAUUUAGCAAUACAGAGAACAGGACUUCUAUAUCUAAGAACUUCAAUUUGCUGCCACCACAGCCACAGCCACCGCCACCGCCUCCUCCUACACCAUAUUUUCUGGGCUAUACUCUUCCUCCAGGGCAUCCAUGUAAUAGCUUUACUUUACCUCCUCCACCAGCUGAUAAGAAAAGAACUGGUCCACGGCCAUGUCCUGUGUGUUACCUUCCUGUGGAAGAAGCAAUUGCCUUGAUGCCAAAGUUCCCCUCAUAUUCUCCAGUAGUUAAGAAUCUGACUUAUAUCUACGAGGAUCCACUAAGUAGAGAUGGAGAAUUUGGAGGUUCAGAUUUUGGUGGUUAUCCUACUUUAAAGCAGAGAAGUGAAUCUUAUGAUAUUAGAGACUCGAUGAAUGUGCAUUGUGGAUUUGUCAGAGGACAAAGACCCGGCCACAGUACAGGAUUUGACAUGGAUGAAACUGACUUGGCUGCAAUGGAGCAGUGCCAUGGGGUGGUGGUUGCUUCUGCUAUAUUUGGAGCCUUUGAUGACAUUCAACAGCCAAGUAAUAUUAGUAUGUACUCCAAGCAGACUGUCUGCUUCUUCAUGUUUGUGGAUGAAGAAACAGAAGCAUAUUUGAAAAAGAAUGGUGGUCUAGACAGCAGCAGGAUGGUUGGAGUAUGGAGAAUUGUUCUUGUCCGUAAUCUUCCUUAUGCAGAUGGAAGACGCAAUGGAAAGGUACCAAAGCUUCUAUCACAUAGGCUUUUUCCAAAUGCCCGCUAUUCUUUAUGGAUUGAUGGGAAGCUUGAACUUGUUGUAGAUCCGCAUCAAAUCCUUGAAAGGCAUUUAUGGAGAAAAAAUGCGAGUUUUGCAAUUUCUAGACAUUACAAGCGCUUUGAUGUGUUUGUGGAAGCUGAGGCAAAUAAAGCAGCUGGAAAGUAUGAUAAUGCUUCCAUUGACUUCCAAAUUGAUUUUUACAAAAAGGAGGGUCUGACUCCAUAUUCUGAGGCCAAGCUUCCUAUCACAAGUGAUGUCCCUGAAGGAUGUGUAAUAAUAAGAGAGCAUGUCCCUAUUAGCAACCUCUUUACUUGUCUUUGGUUCAAUGAAGUUGACCGCUUUACAUCCAGGGACCAAAUCAGCUUUUCCACUGUAAGAGAUAAGGUUCAGGCAAAAACAAAUUGGACAGUCAAUAUGUUCUUGGACUGUGAAAGACGAAACUUUGUUGUUCAGAAAUACCAUAGAGAUGUUCUAGAGCACAUGGCUCCUCCUCCUCCUGUUUAUCCACCACCACCACCAACUCCACCAUCUGCUUUGGUGCAUGAAGCACCAUUUAAAACAGCGCUUGAAAAUUCUGAUGAAAAGGUUGUGAAUGGCCCAGUUCGGAGAGCAAGGCGGGGGAGGAAAUCUGGAUCAAGGCGUCACCGCAAAGUUGUUGCUGGUGGCAGGGACAUUGAUUCAAGUUAAAGUUUUGUUCAGGAAAAUUUGCCAUUCCCUGGUGGCGGGAACAUUGAUUCAAGUUAAAGUUUUGUUCAGGAAAAUUUGUCAUUCUUUUUCUUUCUCUCUGAAAAAUCAUUCAUUGCAGGGAUGGAAGAUUUGUGCAAGAUGAGUAUUGUAGUUCUUUUUACCACAGAGAACACUGGCUCUCAUUCUUUUUUUUCUUUUUUCCCUAGUUAUGAAUUCUCCUCUUUUAUUCUUUUCUUUUCUUUUCUUUCUAAAAUUCUUUUUUUUUGUUGUAUAUAUUAUAUAUAAUAUAAUUUCCAAUAAUUAUGAUAUGGGUUUCUACCCAAGUCCUGAAAUGUGGUAACCCAUCUUUUUGUUGUUCAGUAUUAUAACGAGGUUGUAUUGGAAAAAUCAUUUAAUAGGAAUUAUAUGUUUUCUUCGGUUCAGAAUGAAUAAAUUUUAUUUGCUCCUUGUAA